This is a messenger RNA of Diprion similis, 785 nucleotides long. RefSeq lists its product as uncharacterized. NCBI's taxonomy places the organism in Eukaryota, Metazoa, Arthropoda, Insecta, Hymenoptera, Diprionidae. The transcript is spliced from 6 exons. The coding region runs from base 1 to 747 and encodes 248 amino acids. The record is from RefSeq and is a predicted model, not a curated record.
AUGGCUAGAUGCAACACUUUGAGCGACAGACGAGCCAUUUUUUUCACUCUCUUUGAGGAUCGUAUCAGACGUGAAUUUCAAACUCAGUCCGCGGAUACAAUGUCGACGAUUGUCACUGCCGUUUCGCACAUUCUGCUACCAAUCCCAGAGAGGCCUUCGAUUCUUCUCUGCCUCGUGUCUUCCGAUGCGAAGGAGACUGGGACGAGAAUCGUAAGAGCAAUUGCUUCAGCCGUGAUGUCGGCUUUCCAAAAGCCAAGCUACAACGUCGACAAAGUGACGCUAAAUUGUUCAAACUAUGCCAGCACCGACGAAUUUUGGAAAUUUUAUGAGGAUAUGAGCGAGCGCAUGAGGCGAGAUAAGGUCGUCGUGCUUGAGAAUUUCGGAAAAAUCAAUGCCCAAGUAGCAACCGCUCUUUGCCACCUAGCCGAUGACACUUACGCUCCUUUUCCACAGUCCAUCAUAAUCGUCUGUUUGGAUAUCGGCAAUCGAUUCGAUUCCAGCAACUUGAAACGACAGGCGCCUGUUACCUUGGCUGAAACUUUCUUGGAAGAAAAGUGGGAGUACUUCCUCGAUAGGACAGCUUUGACGGAGCUUCUUGGGCGUCUGACUGGCAGAGCCGUUUUAAUCGAACGAGAAAUACCGCUGCGUAGGCGGCCGGGUUCUUUGCCUUCGAUCACAGGGUAUUUGGGACCACCACCGAAGCUGCGAAAGCGUCGACAAAUUGCGAGAAGUGAGAUGCAUAUCUGACGAGGGGGAGAAAAUUGCGCAACGGUCACAAAAAUUGU